AUGCUACUUAGCAUGACAACAUUUACAAGUGCAAGCCUGAAAGCAAGCUCAUUUGUCGUUCAAAUUUGCGGCGAAUCCCAAAACCCUUCUAUGUGUAACAAAGUUUUGCACUCUAAUCCUUGUUCAGACACAUCCGAUCUUAAAGAUCUAGCCUACACAUCGAUCGGAGUAGCCCUAUCGAAUGCCAAACAAUCCUUAGACUAUGUUUCUUAUCUCGCUAAGAAGACUGCCGAUCCAAAGCUCAAGGAUAGGUACAAGACGUGUGCCGAGAACUACGACACGACUGUCGAAGACCUUAGCCAAAGCAAUACAUUCUUGGAAAAGGACGACAUUUCGAGCUUUUGGACCUAUGCAUCAUCAGCGUUUGGUGGGCCUGCCACGUGCAAAGACAGUUUUGAAGGAAUGCCAGCCGCAACAGCCCAAUUAAAUGAAGUCAAUAAAAAACUCACCUUACACACUCAUAUUGUGCUGACUAUAGCAGCCAACCUCUCAUUAACAAGUGCAAGCUCAUUAGUCUCCAAAGUUUGCGGCAUAACCCAAAACCCUUCCCAAUGUAACCAUGUUUUGGGCUCUAAUCCUCGGGCAGCCGAAGCAGAUAUUAAGGGUCUGGGCUACAUAUCGAUCGACAUAGCCUUGUCCAAUGCCAAACAUUCAUUCGGCUAUGUUUCUUCUCUAGUCAAGACGACUACAGAUCCAACGCUCGAGGGCAGGUAUGAUACGUGUGCAGAGAACUAUGACGACACUGUGGACAGACUUAGCCAAUGCAAGACGUUCUUGGACAAUGGCGACAUUUCGAGCUUUCAGACCUAUGCCUCUGCCGCUUUUACUAAUAUCGACACAUGCGUAGACAGCUUUGAAGGCCCUCCGGCUGCACCGGCUAAACUAGACGUGGUCAAUAAAAAGGCUUCGGGACUCAUUGGUAUUGUUUUAGCUGUAGGAGCCCUCUUGGAUGGCCAAUAA
This is a messenger RNA of Impatiens glandulifera, 960 nucleotides long. RefSeq names its product putative invertase inhibitor. Bases 1 to 960 code for a protein of 319 amino acids. The record is from RefSeq and is a predicted model, not a curated record. The transcript has 2 exons. Gene Ontology annotation, molecular function: pectinesterase inhibitor activity. Lineage: Eukaryota; Viridiplantae; Streptophyta; Magnoliopsida; Ericales; Balsaminaceae. Gene Ontology annotation, biological process: negative regulation of catalytic activity.